ACAGAAAUUCUUAUCAAGUGGAUGUGUAAUCGUCCGUCUGUCAAAGUACAUCAGUUAACCUCAAAGAUAUACUUCAAAAAGACAUUAAAUUGUUAUGAACAAUUAUAUGUUUAAGUUAAACAUCUGAUAUGUAUAAGCAAUUUUUUGAACUCGAUUAAAUACAAUAAGCUGGUACACAAUUCAGUACUUCAAAAUAAGAUGAAUAAAUGAACUGGUUAAAAAUGAGAAGUAAAUUGUGACUCUUUGAAUAUGUUUACGACCGAGUGCUCACCCCGUUCAGUCGAUGUGCUCAUCUUAAAAUCUGCUAAUUGCUAUAAAUUAAGUUAACUAUAGUAUGAAAGAUCUAAAGAGUUACAAAUAAGAGAUAAUGUCUGUACGUGGGAGAAAGACCAUCAUCAAUGAUGGUGUCAUGACAUCAUCUGGUAUUGGAAAUCCAAGUGUUUACCAUGCCCUAAUAGUGAUAUUUUUAGAAUUUUUUGCUUGGGGGCUCCUAACGAUGCCAAUAAUAUCUGUUCUAAAUGAAACAUUCCCAGAUCAUACAUUUCUAAUGAAUGGAUUAAUAAUGGGUAUAAAAGGCAUUUUAUCUUUUCUAAGCGCUCCGUUAAUUGGUGCUCUGUCAGAUGUUUGGGGCCGCAAGUUCUUUCUACUAAUUACUGUAUUUUUUACAUGUGCUCCCAUUCCUUUAAUGACAAUUAAUACAUGGUGGUUUUUUGCUAUGAUCAGUAUUAGUGGUGUGUUUGCUGUGACAUUUUCAGUUGUAUUUGCAUAUGUUGCGGAUGUUACAACUGAAGCAGAUAGAUCUCGUGCAUAUGGUUUGGUUUCAGCAACUUUUGCUGCUAGUCUAGUGAUAUCUCCAGCACUAGGAGCAUAUCUAAUGCAAAUUUAUAGCGUGACAUUAGUUGUAGCCAUGGCCACAGCUAUUGCUGUGCUAGAUGUAUUUUUUAUUCUUGUUGCUGUGCCAGAAAGUUUGCCAGAAAAGGUGAGACCAAACACAUGGGGUGCUCCUAUAAGUUGGGAGCAAGCUGAUCCUUUCGUAGCUCUUAGAAAAGUAGGUAAAGAUCACACCAUUUUAAUGCUGUGUGUUACAGUUUUCCUCUCAUAUUUACCUGAGGCUGGACAGUACUCUUGUAUAUUUGUUUAUCUUAAAUUAGUAAUGGGAUUCACUAUUAUACAAGUUGCAGUUUUCAUAGCGGUUGUGGGUGUGCUGAGUAUUGCCGCACAGAUAGUUUUAGGAUUUUUAAUGAAAUCAUUAGGAUCUAAACAUACGAUAAUGAUUGGUUUAUUAUUUGAAAUGUUACAACUGAUGUGGUAUGGAUUUGGAAGUCAAACAUGGAUGAUGUGGGCCGCAGGCAUUUUAGCAGCUAUAUCUUCUAUUACAUACCCAGCUAUCAGUGCUUUUGUGUCAAUACAUUCUCGAGCUGAUAGACAAGGAGUUGUGCAAGGUAUGGUCACGGGAAUGCGAGGACUGUGCAACGGCUUAGGUCCUGCCAUGUUUGGUGUUAUAUUUUAUCUUUUUCAUGUUGAUUUGAAUGAAGAUCAUCUUGGAAAUAAGAUAGAAAGAAAUGAAACUGCUGGUGCAGAUGAUUAUAUACAAUUAGUUCCUGGGCCUCCAUUUGUUUUUGGAGCAUUGCUUGUAAUAUGUGCACUUUUAGUAGCAGUUUUCAUACCAGAAGAGCACAAAGAUAUAAGCCGACGUUCUUCUGGUGUUUCUUUAGAUACACAUUUUGAAAUUGAACGUGGCAGAAAAGUUGCAAGUCCUCUAUCACCAUUGAUUCAUACCGAUUCUGCACAGCUAUAAACAUCAUAUACCAUCACCACCUAUGCAAUACAAUUUUAUUAAUAAUGAAUAAUUAAUUUAAAACUAGUUUGAAACCCAAUGGUUAAUGAUAAUGAAAUAACCAGAUACAAAUUACAGAUAUUUUAAAUGAGAUG
Molecule: messenger RNA, 1932 nt
Organism: Ctenocephalides felis (cat flea)
Lineage: Eukaryota; Metazoa; Arthropoda; Insecta; Siphonaptera; Pulicidae
Product: hippocampus abundant transcript 1 protein
Exons: 2
Coding region: 368-1798 (476 amino acids)
Biological process (GO): transmembrane transport
Cellular component (GO): membrane
Molecular function (GO): transmembrane transporter activity
Source: RefSeq, a predicted model, not a curated record